This is a messenger RNA of Kluyveromyces lactis, 3009 nucleotides long. RefSeq lists its product as uncharacterized. Gene Ontology annotation, molecular function: 5-oxoprolinase (ATP-hydrolyzing) activity. Gene Ontology annotation, cellular component: cytosol. Gene Ontology annotation, biological process: glutathione metabolic process. The transcript has a single exon. Bases 1 to 3009 code for a protein of 1002 amino acids. The record is from RefSeq and is a predicted model, not a curated record. NCBI's taxonomy places the organism in Eukaryota, Fungi, Ascomycota, Saccharomycetes, Saccharomycetales, Saccharomycetaceae.
AUGACGAAUCGAAAGCUUUUGAUAGGUGUCGACGUUGGUGGUACGAAUAGCGAUUUAGUCGUUCUUGACCCCACUAGACUGGGGCACCCCGAUAGAGGGGUAUUGGCGUGGCACAAAUCAGUGACCACUCCUGACGUAUCUGUUGGGAUCCAAGCUGCUAUUAAGACUAUCCUAGAAAAUCCAAACAACCAUAUUGAAAAGUCAGAAAUCGUUUCUGUCACAAUCGGUACUACUCAUUUCAUAAAUGCCGUCAUUGAACGUGAUUCGAGCAGAUUGGAAAAGGUUGCAGUCAUCAGAUUGUCCGGUCCCUAUGGUAGACAUAUGCCCCCAUUUGGCGAUUUUCCUGAGGAUUUGGCCGAGAUCAUCAAUGGAUAUUACUGUACUCUUGACGGUGGUUGUAGAGUGGAUGGUAAGGAUAUCAAGCCUUUGGAUGAAGACGGUUUGAGAAAAGAAUGUGCUAAUAUCAAAACAUUGGGUAUAACUGCAGUGGCGGUUGUUGCCACAUUUGCCAAUAUUAACAAUGAUCAUGAAUUGAGAGCUACAAAGAUUAUAAAGGAAGCGUUACCGAAUGUCGAUGUAGUUAUGUCUCAUACAAUUUCUGGCUUGGGUUUCAUAGAAAGGGAGAACGCUUCUAUAUUGAACGCUUCCAUUAAAAAAUUUGGUCGUAAAAUUAUCAAAUCUUUCAUCCAUGCAACUAAGGAAAUUGGCUUAAAUUGUACUGUACUAUUAUCCCAAAACGAUGGUACCGUUCUCUCUACUAAGGAUGCCCUGGAGACUCCAAUCAGAACGUUCUCUUCAGGUGCAACUAACUCAAUGAGGGGCGCUGCCAUUCUAUGUUCUGAUGACCCUGAUGUUAAAAACAAAUCUGUCAUAGUCUGUGAUAUCGGCGGCACCACCUCGGAUGUGGGUCAGUUACUACCGUCUGGGUUCCCAAGGCAAUCUUCUACAUUUUCAUACGUUGGUGGUGUUAAAAUGAACUUUUCAAUGCCUCACGUUGAAUCCGUAGGACUAGGCGGUGGUUCGAUUGUCAGAGAUCAAGAUGGUAAACUAACUGCGGGACCUGAUUCUACUGGUGCAGAUAUUAUCAAAGAAGCCAUUCUUUUCGGUGGUGACAUUGUUACAACUUCUGAUGUGAAUAUCGGCAAGAGAGUUGACGAGUUUGGGGUAGAAUCAUUAGAUCCAGCUCUGAAAAUGGGAACAGUAACGAAUGUGAAGGGAAGAUUUACAGAUGAGUUCAAAAUAAGAUAUGAUAAGGUAAUUGCAACGAAAUUCGAAAGAAUUAUUGAUCGUAUGAAGACCUCUCCAGAUCCAAUACCUGUUAUUUUCGUUGGUGGUGGAUCUUUUAUUGCUCCAGAUACACUGGAAGGUACAUCAAAGGUAAUUAAGCCACCAUUUUACCAAGUUGCUAAUGCCAUCGGAGCUGCAUUGGGUAAAGUGUCUUGCACCAUCACUGAAAUGAAAUCGUUAGCGGAUUUCGAAAAUGAAAAAACCGCAUAUAUUGAAAAGUUGAUCCACAGAGCUACUGAGGAUGCAAUUAACAAAGGUGCGAUGGCUUCUUCGAUCAACGUAGUUUCCAUUAUUUCAGAUGCUGUCCCAUACGUUGACAAAGUCUACAAAUUUGAAGUUAAGGUGGUUGGUGACGUUGAUUAUGAAUCCGCACUGUCUGCUACUCAGAAAUCUGUUGAGCAAGUUGUCGACGAUGUUUCCAGCAGUGAAGGAGAAGAAGUAGAAUUGGUUCCAAAAGAAGAUGAAUAUGUUCUAGAGGAAAUCUUUAAAAGUGCAAAAGUUUCUAGAGUCGAAAAAGAAAUCACUAAUUAUGCCCAUUAUAAACCGACGAUAAUAAACGGCGAAUGGUUGUUAAGUGAAAUAGAUAUCGAUUUUAUAAGUACUGGUGCGUACAUUCUAGGUUGUGGAGGUGGUGGUGAUCCUGGUCCAGAAAGUAUUGAAUUAAAAAGAAUUAUCAAACAAGGUGGUAAACUAAGGAUUGUAACAUUGGAUGAAUUUGAGAGAAAGACAGAGGGAAAAGGUACCGCUAUAAAUGUCGGUUAUUGUGGUUCUCCAGUAAUAUCGAGUGAAAGAUUACAUGGAUCGGAAAUGAUCGAAGCUGUUUCCCUCAUCGAAAGAUGGGAGGGCAAAAAAACAGAUGGUAUUUUCAUGUUUGAGAUAGGUGGUGGUAAUGGGUUGUCUGGUAUUUGGACCGCCUUUAAAAUGGGUCUACCAUGUGUUGAUUUGGAUUUAAUGGGCAGAGCCUAUCCAACACAAUGGCAAAGUUUACCCUCCGUCGUUCACGAUUUGCACGGCUAUCCAUAUGUCUCACUAUCCGAUGGUAAUGGAAUGUCAAUGCUUAUCACUUCUUCUGAAGAUGACGUACAAAUGGAGGAUGUAAUACGUGACGCAAUGUACAACCACGGUGUUCAAUGUGCUGUCGUUGAGCCGUCUAUGACCUGUGAUGAAAUGAGAAAUGAAACUAUUUUUAAUCCCAUAUCUAACUCAUGGAGAAUUGGCCGUGCCGUCCAUCUUACAAGGGCUGCCAGUGAUAUAGAUAGCUUACCUACUAGAAUUAUCGAAGCAGUUGGUGGUUCCUCAGCUGCAAAAUGCUUAUUGAAGGGCAAGAUAAUUGGAGUAGAAAAGAUGAUCAAAAGAGGCUAUGGUUAUGGUGUAGUUGUAUUGCAAAGCACUGAGGGUGAUGAAACCAAAAUUAGAAUUCCUUUUAAAAAUGAAAAUAUCGUUUGCUACAAGGUAAAUGAAGACGGAUCAGAAGUACCGUUAUGUUGUGUACCAGAUUUGAUCACCUUGGUGGACAACAACGGUAACGCUAUUGGUACUCAAGAUUAUCAAUACGGUUUACUUGUAUACCUUAUGGUUUUCGCACCAUCUGACAAAUGGACUACCGCAAAAGGUAUAGAGAUUGGCGGCCCAAGAGCAUUUGGUGAACUAUUUUACGAUCUUGAGUACAAGUCGAUUGGCAAGUACAUCGAACCAGUUCCGAUUGCUGAGGAGUAUAGUUAA